This is a messenger RNA of Fundulus heteroclitus (mummichog), 3471 nucleotides long. RefSeq names its product vitamin D3 receptor A-like. Bases 1 to 528 code for a protein of 175 amino acids. The transcript is spliced from 4 exons. NCBI's taxonomy places the organism in Eukaryota, Metazoa, Chordata, Actinopteri, Cyprinodontiformes, Fundulidae. The record is from RefSeq and is a predicted model, not a curated record. Gene Ontology annotation, biological process: positive regulation of transcription by RNA polymerase II; cell differentiation; negative regulation of transcription by RNA polymerase II. Gene Ontology annotation, molecular function: vitamin D response element binding; nuclear receptor activity.
AUGCUAGAGCUGACGGCAGAGGACCAGAUUGCUCUGCUAAAGUCGAGUGCCAUUGAGAUCAUCAUGCUGCGCUCGAACCAGUCGUUCAGCCUGGAGGACAUGUCCUGGAGCUGUGGGGGACCCGACUUUAAAUACUGCAUCAAUGAUGUCACAAAAGCUGGUCACACCCUGGAGCUGCUGGAGCCGCUGGUCAAGUUCCAAGUUGGUCUGAAGAAGCUCAACCUGCACGAGGAGGAACACGUGCUGCUCAUGGCCAUCUGCCUGCUGUCCCCAGACCGCCCUGGUGUGCAAGACCAUGCCCGCAUAGAGCAGCUGCAGGACCGUCUGUCAGAGGCACUACAGGCCUACAUCCGGGUCAACCACCCAGGCGGCCGCCUCCUCUACGCCAAGAUGAUCCAGAAGCUGGCGGACCUGCGCAGUCUGAACGAGGAGCAUUCCAAGCAGUACCGCUCGCUCUCCUUUCAGCCCGAGCACAGCAUGCAGCUUACCCCACUGGUACUGGAAGUGUUCGGCAGCGAGGUGUCAUAGCUGAGGAAGAGGAGGAGGAUCUGUUCUUUAAGGCAGACUCUUCAGACACAGGAGGAUUAACAGACCCUGCUGCCUUUUCCUCAACAAAACCCGAAGGCUUCACCACACCCUGGACGCAGAAGGUGGACGAUCACAUCUUCUUUCUGUCUUCACCUCUUUCAUUAUCUGUCGAUUCCUCACUUUCCUGGAGGAGCAAAACCCAACGUAGGCCAUAACUGGAUCUCUAGAUUCACAAAUAUAAAUCUGCUGCUGGAUCACCCGAAUCUCAAACCUCAUUUGCUUUUCCAAAUAUCCCGACUCGCUCAUUUCCAUCCUUUCCACAACUGCAGAAUCCAAAUGUUUUUCAUCACCAACCUUCGCUGGAUUCUACUUCCUGCAACACUUUCUUAAAGUGGAAACAGCUUGAGAGAUGUCCCCGUCACCUCCCUCUCAUCAUCAUCAUAACUUUUCUUCCUGUUCACAUGGCAACAACAGGAAACAGCGCUCAGAUUCAAAUAUCGUACUCAUGCUCACGGUGAUGAACUUUAUGUAAAUGGCUAAUAACCUUUGGUGGUUUACAGAUUUUAACAGCAAAAUCAUCCAAAUAUAUUCAGCAUCAGCAACCACGAGUGAGCUCGGGAGAAAUAGAAAUACUUUGGUUUGUGAUGGGAGUCGAGCGUUUGUGUUAUUGGCCUCCCCUGUAAAUUCUGCAGAUGUGAAAGAAGAAAUCUUAACUAGUCAAAUCAUAUGAAGACAGAUUUGUCUGCAAAAAUCUUUUGAUUUGGGAACGAUGGGAAGAAAUGUGCACUUUGAAAAAACAAGAGGAUGCUGGGUAGAUGGGUGGAAAGGGGGUGCAACAUUUUGUUAAAAUUAACAAAGGAAGAAUGUAUGUAUAAUUCUACAUAUGAUAAGUAUAAGCUGUAGUACAAGUCAAACAUUUGGAUGUCUAAUGCUUGGCAAGUACUGUAAAUAGAAAUGAAUAUUUCUGAGAGUGUUAAAUAAUAAUAAUGAUGAUGAUAAAAAGGAUGUCAAGGCCCCUCCUCCUCAGAUAUGUGUGUAUAGGCCACCUUAUAUAAAAAAAAAGUGUACACACGGGCACUGAGACGUGUUAUGAGGAGUCCUUCUGUUUUUGCUAUAGUGUGCAAGAAUAUUGAUGGACCACAAGGGGGUGUGUGCACAGGCUCUGACUGAACAUAUAAUGCAACAAGGCUCUUUGUUGUGAUCUCUGAUUUUUGGACCUGUGAAAUUUAUAGGCUGACAUACACAAAGAUAAUUUCCUGUUUUGUGGAUGGCUAUUUUUUCAGAAAAAAAAAACAAAAAAAACAAAAUAUAGUUGUUGGGCUGGUUGGAUUGCUGCUAAGACAGAGCUUAGAUAGUUGGACAGAACCCAGCUGCCAGCUGUUGCCUCAGGGAACGUUUGUCUGACGAUACUGUGUACUCAAGUUUUUUUUGGCAUGCGUGUGUUUGGCGUAAGCUUACAAUCAGGAGAGGGAGGUUUCGAGAGUUUUUGAAGCUCAAGGCAUCACUGUGAUUUCUAAUUAUACUGAAUAACAGCAGAAGGAAGCUAAGUGAUAAAUAUUUCUGAAAGAAAAACACAAAAUUCUCUAUUUGUGAAGCUAAAAAAACCCAAUUUAUUUUACAUGAUCAUAUAGUCUGUAAGAAAGUAUAAUUAAUACAUUCUAGCUACGCAGUCAUCUUUAUUAAAUUAGUAAAAGCCUUAUAUUGAAUGUUUUAAGGGUUAAGUAAAUAUUCUAGAGCAGUGGUUCUCAAACUUUGUAGAACUGAGUAACUCUUCCACUUUCCACCAUAGAUGCAUUUCUUUUACAAUGGUAGUGCAUCGGGACUUAAAAAAAAAAAAAAAAGAAACAACAAUGCUCUUACUUAAGGGCACUGUAUGGUUGGAUGAAGGAUUUAAUUAAUUAAGCCUUACUUUGUCCACAUCUAAUAUUUGAAAAAUGUGCCUAAAGGUGGCGGUGCCCGUCAGACCAGGGAAUAUGCAGGGGGCGAGGGCUGGGCUGUGAUUCUAUAAGAUGAAUAAAUGCUACAUUUUUAGCUUAGCUGAAUGCUAAGCUAAAAAAAUUGCUAACCUGACAAAAAGACAUGAUGCUCACUUUUCCACCUCGAUGCAGAGGCAUGUGCGAGUGGCAGAGCUACCAACGUCAGCUUUUUUCUGUGAUGUCACAAUAUCUUUCUGCCAAUAUUAAUAUUGAUUCGAAACUCACAUGCAGUACACUCGAUCAACGCGAGGAGGGCGCCACACAGAUGGUUUUCGACACAAAGCAGGAUUUUAACAAAUGUGCAGUAAAUGUUCAAAAUAAUGACCAGGACAUGUAUACAGCACUAUAAAACAUCUAAUGAUACGGUUUUAUUAGCAAAAAAAGUCAAUUUGGGGGUUUGUUCUUAAAUGGAGAGCAAAACAUCAUCAGCUUAUAUGGCUAACAGUAGUUAGCCUGGUCACUGAGCGUACCAGGUAGCUAACCCCACUGUUUUUUAAACUUGGUACUGGAACACGGUAAACCCGUUACUGCCUGAAUUUAUUUAUAAUUUUAAGUUACAAAUGAACUGUGUGUUUUUGCUUUCAAAUUAUUUAUCAAUUAGGUAGAUAUUAAUGUGUGUACAGCACAUGCAAUUUAUAUAAAUGUAGGUAUGCCAUAUGCUAAUUAGCUAAAUUUGGGCAACAUUUGGCAGAACUCCAACCAGUAGAUGGUGGCACAGAGCUUUCCAUGUGAUCAUUAGUUGUAUGUUUACACCAUGUUGGCUUUAUAGUGGUUUGAGAUCAAUGUCGGUCAAGGGGUCGGUUUUGAUGUCCUUCUCAGAUCCAAGUUCUGACUUCAGAAGUCAAGGGAUCACAAGGCACUUGUUCCUGGUUCACUAUUAUCUGCAUCAGUUUGUGCAGAGAUCCUGGAAAUUGGAAAUUUGUGUGUGUGUGUGGGGGGGAUCACAAUUAAUUUGUUUGGGUUUAGC